AUGGAUAAGGUCCCCAUUCAAGUUGAUGGAAGAUUUAGGCUGGGAGAUGUUUUGGGGUCUGGCCCAUACGCUGUCGUGUAUCGCGCACGGAAUAUCAUUAAGGAUGAUGCAGUCGCCAUCAAACUUGAACCCAUUGACCACUCAUCUUCCAUGCAGUGCGAAUACUGCAUUUUGAAAAACCUUGAGGGUGGUGUUGGGAUUCCCUGUGCCCUUUGGUUCGGUAGGGAGUUGACAUAUCACGCUCUGGUCCUCAACCUCCUUGGGCCAUCACUGCACCAUAUCUUCUGCACUCACAACCGAAAAUUCAGCCUGGACACUGUUGUGAAUCUAGGAGACCAGCUGCUCUCAUGCCUCGAAUACAUUUACUCCCAUAACUAUAUCCAUGGUGAUAUCAAACCACAGAAUGUUGUGGUGGGUCUUGGCGAUUUGAAGCACACCGCCUUCAUUAUUGAUUUUGGUACCGCAAAGGAAUUCUGGAAUACAUCGACUGGAGUCCAUAUACCAUUUUGCCAAGGUCAAUGUCUUACCGGCACUCCUGCAUUUGCAUCAAUCAACAAUCAUUUGGGAGUUGAACUGGGUCGUCAUGACAAUAUUGAGUCACUCACAUAUAUGUUAAUAUACUGUUUGCAGGGCUCUCUUCCUUGGUUAACCAGUAACCAAGAGAAGCUUUCCAGCUCUUCCAUACUCGAGCGUAAAGUAAACACUACUAUUGAAGUUUUAUGUCACAGAAUUCCUGUCGAGUUUGCAGGAAUUCUUAUUUACAUGUGCGCCCUCGCAUUCUCAGAGGACCCCGACUACAACCACAUUUGUUCAUUGCUUCGUCCUUACAACAGAGAUUUGAUUUUUGAUUCCCUCAAUCAUUCAGCUACACGGUCACCCACAGUCACCCAAAGUUGA
Molecule: messenger RNA, 897 nt
Organism: Suillus discolor
Lineage: Eukaryota; Fungi; Basidiomycota; Agaricomycetes; Boletales; Suillaceae
Product: kinase-like protein
Exons: 4
Coding region: 1-897 (298 amino acids)
Biological process (GO): endocytosis; peptidyl-serine phosphorylation; signal transduction
Cellular component (GO): nucleus; cytoplasm
Molecular function (GO): protein serine/threonine kinase activity; ATP binding
Source: RefSeq, a predicted model, not a curated record